AUGCCGCGACCUGGAAGAAACACCUACAGUGAUCAGAAGCCCCCUUACUCCUACAUCUCCCUCACCGCCAUGGCCAUCCAGGGAUGUCCCGAGAAGAUGCUCCCUCUCAGCGAAAUCUACAAGUUCAUCAUGGACCGUUUCCCCUACUACAGGGAGAACACGCAGCGGUGGCAGAACUCCCUGAGACACAACCUUUCCUUCAACGACUGCUUCAUCAAGAUACCCCGGCGACCGGACCAGCCGGGCAAGGGGAGUUUCUGGGCGCUUCAUCCGAGCUGCGGAGAUAUGUUCGAGAACGGGAGUUUCCUGAGGCGACGCAAGCGCUUCAAGCUGAUGCUGGCGGCGGACCACCUGGCGCCCAGCAAGCCGUCGGACGCGGCGCACUACCUGCAGCAGCAGGCCAAACUCCGCCUGAGCGCACUGGCCGCCUCGGGGACGCACCUCCCGCCGAUGUCCGGGUACAACAUCGGCGUGUCCCAGCCGUCCACCUUCAAGCACCCGUUCGCCAUCGAGAACAUCAUCGCCAGAGAGUACAAGAUGCCAGGGGGGCUGGCCUUCUCGACCAUGCAGUCCAUGUCGGCCGGCUACCCGCUCCACAACCAGCUGACCACCGCCUGGCCCCACAUGUACAGCUCCAGCGUGAUGGACACCAUAGCGCCGAUUACAAUGGCCGGUGAUUACUCGCCAUACGGAAUGCCACUCAAGUCUCUUUGCCACGUAGGCCAAACUUUACCCGCAAUCCCGGUGCCGAUUAAACCCAUGCCGGCCUCCCUGCCGGGCCUCUCCGCGAUGCCGACUCACAUCCCCGCGUUUCUCGCCCAUUCGCCCCAGUCGCUGAGCCCCACGUCCCCCCAGACAGCGACCAGCCAGAGCCCCGCGGCGCCGGGCGAGACCCUCACGAGCCCCCCCGCGGGGCUGCAGUCCGCGGUGGCCGUUCACUGA
Gadus chalcogrammus (walleye pollock) is the source of this 942-nucleotide messenger RNA. Its product is annotated as forkhead box protein B1-like. The record is from RefSeq and is a predicted model, not a curated record. Gene Ontology annotation, molecular function: RNA polymerase II cis-regulatory region sequence-specific DNA binding; DNA-binding transcription factor activity, RNA polymerase II-specific. The transcript has a single exon. Bases 1 to 942 code for a protein of 313 amino acids. Gene Ontology annotation, biological process: regulation of transcription by RNA polymerase II; anatomical structure morphogenesis; cell differentiation. NCBI's taxonomy places the organism in Eukaryota, Metazoa, Chordata, Actinopteri, Gadiformes, Gadidae.